UCUAUCACUCGCAGAAACGUGCUCCAACCCACAUAGAACUCAAUUUUACUGUGGGCGUUGAGAAAGAAGCGGAGGCAAAAAUGCAAGGUGGCGCAGCCGACGGAGAAGCCUUGGAUUUCGAGCCCGAGGACGAUGACUUGAUGGACGAGGACGGCGCCCCCGACGCCGACGCUUCUCCGCCUCACCCGAAACUUAAAUCAGCCAUCACCGCCGCGGCCACUACCUCUCUCUCCGCCCCCAAGAAGACCAAGGGUCGCGGUUUCCGUCAGGACACCGACGCCAACCGCAACACUCGCCUCUCUGGCUCCGACUUCGACUCCCUCACCACCGAGGGUGGCCCUGGCCCACAGAGAUCCAUUGAAGGAUGGAUCAUUCUGGUGACCGGCGUGCACGAGGAAGCGCAAGAGGAUGAUUUGCAAAAUGCCUUUGGUGAAUACGGAGAAAUUAAGAACCUGCAUUUGAAUCUCAAUCGCCGCACUGGUUUUGUCAAAGGUUAUGCACUGAUUGAAUACGAGCGUGCUGAAGAAGCUCGAAAUGCAAUAGAGAAUUUGAAUGGAUCCGAGCUUCUUACCCAAACCAUUUAUGUUGACUGGGCCUUCAGCAGUGGACCUAUUAAUGAGUCAGUCAGAAGGAAGAAUGCUAGAGCACCUCGUGAACGGCGCUCCAGGAGCCCCAGGAGGAGAUAUUGACAUGUUUAUUGAGUAAAUGUUUGUGUUGAUGUGUGUGGACCGUUAAAUAGCAGCUUGGUUUUAUUGCUAUGGCUGUGGAGGAUUUUUCUGAAGUUGUGCUUCCGUCAGGCAAAAUACAUAUUUGAUGCUGGCGAUUUUCAUCGGAUACAUCCCUUGUUGAAUGCUUUAAACUUUUAGCUAGUGUAUUUUGGUGUUUGCUGUUUAACACUCAAUUGUUUCAUUAUAGUAACGUGUUUUGGAUAUGCUUUUUCUUACAUCUAACGUUGUUCUGUUGAGGAACGUAGGGUCUCUUUUCGUUUGCAGCUUGUUUCUGCUACAUGUUAAAGUUUGUGUCGGAGCCUCUUUUUUCCCUUUUUUUUUGUUUUUUCAAUUUAUGGAUGUUUUUCUCAUAUCUUUUUA
Molecule: messenger RNA, 1088 nt
Organism: Vigna unguiculata (cowpea)
Lineage: Eukaryota; Viridiplantae; Streptophyta; Magnoliopsida; Fabales; Fabaceae
Gene: Y14
Product: RNA-binding (RRM/RBD/RNP motifs) family protein
Biological process (GO): RNA processing
Cellular component (GO): nucleus; cytoplasm
Molecular function (GO): mRNA binding
Source: RefSeq, a predicted model, not a curated record